Molecule: messenger RNA, 2194 nt
Organism: Acanthopagrus latus (yellowfin seabream)
Lineage: Eukaryota; Metazoa; Chordata; Actinopteri; Spariformes; Sparidae
Product: Ig-like V-type domain-containing protein FAM187A
Exons: 6
Coding region: 97-1509 (470 amino acids)
Source: RefSeq, a predicted model, not a curated record
UCCAAAAAAUAAACAGCACAACACGAUUAAAAACUGCCGGAGGACGAGUCGGAGGAGCUAAAAGGUGUUAAACCUCACAGAGACGAAGGGAGGAAGAUGGAAACACACGAGGUUCCAGAGGACACAAAGAGCUUGUCAGUAAACAGAAAUACGAUCGGCUUCAGACUCGACAAAAUGUUUGUGUUGACAACAGAAGACGAGUCCUCGAAGAUGUGUGAUGCCACUUUCAUCCUCCUCCUCCUCGUCCUCCUCGUCCUCCUCAUCCUGUGUCCUGAGGCGUGGACUUACGAGGCUCCUGAGGUCAAACAGGAUGUGUUUGCUACGACAGCCUGUCCUGCCUUCCUGACCUUCACUAACGCUGCCUACUUGGCUGGAGUCACUUUGGAGCUGCCCUGCCGCUGCAAACCUCAGCAGGUCCAAUCAGUGGUGUGGUUCUUUCGGAAACAUCUGGGCAGCUCCAGGGAGACCAGAGCCCUGACCGAUCACCAUGGCAACAAGCUUCUGGACCCCAGGCGUGUCCCUCACAGCGCCGACCUGCAGAGUCGAUUCGCCAUCCGCCUCUUCAGCCUGCUGAUCUUCAGGGCCGGCGCCGACGACUCCGGCGUCUACAUCUGCGGCUCCGCCCACAAAGACUUCUUCUAUAGCUACGACCUGGACAUCCAGGAGGCGCGAACGCUCAGCUUCACUCCGAGGCUCGCUCCAGAAACUACGAGCGAGAAAAGGAAAGAAAGAAGACUGGGCUCUGCUCGGCUGCUGUACCGGGUCUUCACCAGCUUCCGGCCCUGGUCGGUCUGCGAUCGCUGUGGAGUCCUGGGAGAGCAGGUUCGCAUCGGCCUCUGCUACGUCCACUCCCACUUCCUGCAUGUCCGCUACAGACGGGCCAAUCAGACCGUCGCUUCAUGCGGCUCGGGGGCGGUGCCGCGGGCGUUUGGGAAACUGAAGCGAAGCAGAGUUGGAGCCAAGUUGGAGGUCAGAAGCUGUCAAGUGGUCUGUCCGCCUCCAGCCCCCCGAGCCUCCAGCAUCCUUUCUCUGAUGGCAUUUCUUGGGUACAAUUCUGCCUCCCUGCCAGUAGAGGUUCCAGUGUUUUACCUGAGCCACCCUGCGGACCGCGUCCUGACCCUGGGCUGUCCUGGGGCUCGAGCUAACAUGGCCGUGGCCUGGGACCGAGGAUCCGAACCCAUCUACCGAUACGAACACGCGACAGGUCGGACCCUCGGCGCCUCGCCCCCCCGGCUGCAGAUAGACACCGGACACCACCUGCUGUUCAAUCCUGCAAAGAUUCAGGACUCAGGCAUCUACUACUGCUGGCUGCAGGGACGACAGGCCGCUGAGAUACGCCUGCUGGUCUACCUCCGUUUGGGCCGAGGACAGUCAGUGACGUCGCAUCCCGAAUUCCAGAUAGCCGUCAAGACCGUGCUGACGUGGUACGCCGUCAUGACAGCCGUGUUUUGCAUCCUGGUGUUCGGCAGAGCUGGAGUCAGACACCUCAGAGACACGCACGUGGAUUAAACACUCGCUUUCUGACGCGGCGCUGAGGAGAUCUGGCUGCGCAGGACGAGUGUUUCGCAUGAGAAACAAAAGCUUCGGGACGAUAGUUCAUUUGGGAGUGUGAAGGUGCAGUAGGAUCUGUGUUUGGUGGAGUUCCCGCAGUCUUUCAUUGGCUAUUUGGAAGCACUGUUGAUGAUGGUGUUUGUGUGCAGAGGCCCGAUGGAGCCUCUCCUCCGCAGUGUGAAGAGCUCUCAGGUGCGUCACUACUCCUGAUAAGAGCCGCGGGAGCGAGAGGAGAGACGAAGGCGAAACAAAGGAACCCUCUGAGAGAGAGCGUAGAUGGAUGAUGACACUUAGAUAAAAGGGAACCAGUCAGAGAGACGAGAAAAAACAAAACAAAAAAAAAAAAAAAAAGAAGUCAAGCCUGAGUGGUUGUUAAAAAUAAAUGAGAGCUGAUGAAUGGGAUGAGAGACAGAUGAGCUUUUUCAUCCAAUUAUUUUUGUGCAGAUUAGAUCAGCAGCACAUACAGACGGAACAUGCAAAUAUGGAGGCAUCGGGGUGAUUUAUUUGUCUUUAAUCAACACGGGGUUACGUAACAAAAUGAAAGUUUGUGGUUCCCUGCUGCUUCACAGCACACGUAGAUAAAGUUAUUUAUUUCAUACACGCUUCCUCUCAGCAGUGUUAUUAAAGAGUCCCCACUCACAAA